UUUUGCUGGAAGACGAAAAGGGUGGAAGAGCUGAGAGAGACUGAGAGAGAGAGAGAGAUCAAAGAAGAGAGGGGAGAAAGAGAGAGAGUUCGUCUUGCGGUCCCCAAAUUUCGAGGACGUUUUACAAAUAUCUAGGGUUUCGGAGUGCGGGAGAGUAGAGGGAGAGAGCUCUGUUUCAAAAGAGAUAAGGUAAGUUGGAGAGAGCUAGCGUUGCCUUUUUUUCUCGGAGGAAAUCGUGAAAUUUAGUAGUUGUAGUUGUUUCGCAUGUAGAGAAAGCGGAAGAAAAGGAGAAAUUCUCGUCGGAUAUGAAUCUUUUCGGUAGAGCAAAUAGUUUUCUAGGCAUUUUUUGGGAAAUUUUCUCAAAAUUAACUAUUUUAAUGAUCAAGGAGUUCUUGCUUCUUUGGUAAGAUAGAAGAAUUCGUCAUUUUCUAGAGUUCAUGAAGUGAUGGACUUUCUUUUGACCAACUGGGUCCCAUUACAUCUAACAGUAAUUGAUUUCCUUGGAAGGUCGAAUUUUGGAGGAGCAUCACUCUUCCUCCCCCUUCCUCACCUUCUUCCUUCGCGUUAAUUUGCUGGUGAUAUGCAUUAAUAAAGAAAGCUGGUUCUGUUUGUGCGCAGAGGAUUUGUAAUCUUGAUUUAGGGAUCUGGAAGGGAAAUAAUAAUGGAGCGCUCUCUUUUGGAAAUUAUUAUGGAUGGCCGGAGUGGCCGAGAAGAAUCAAUCUUAGCAUCGAUGAAAUUUGCUGUUCUACCAAUUGCAAAGGUUUUUACCAUGUGCUUUAUGGGAUUUCUGAUGGCCUCCAAGCAUGUCAACAUUCUUCCUGCAAAUGGCCGGAAGCUUCUUAAUGGGCUAGUCUUUUCUCUUCUUCUUCCUUGCCUGAUAUUCUCUCAACUUGGACGGGCAAUCACUUUGCAAAAAUUGGUAGAAUGGUGGUUUAUCCCUGUUAAUGUCAUUUUGGGAACGAUAUCAGGGUCGCUAGUUGGUCUCAUUGUUGCAUCCAUUGUUCGUCCCCCAUAUCCAUACUUCAAGUUCACCAUUAUACAUAUUGGGAUUGGGAACAUUGGAAAUAUACCUCUUGUUCUGAUUGCAGCUCUAUGCCGAGACAAAUCCAACCCUUUUGGUGACUCUAGCAAAUGUAGCCAAGAUGGGAAUGCUUACAUCUCUUUUGGUCAGUGGGUUGGUGCAAUUGUUCUGUACACUUAUGUAUUUCAGAUGCUUGCACCACCACCUGGUGAAACCUUUGAUGGCGCUGAAGAGGAGAACCUGCCAACUAAGAACCCUGUCAACGGCGCUACACCUGAACAGGUGCCUUUGCUAACUUCUGAAGAGCCUGGGACAACAAGGUUGGAAUCUUCAAAACAAGGAAAACUAAUCAGCCAAUUAUGGUAUCUCGUUGAAAAAUUAAAGUUAAAGCAAAUUUUUCAGCCCCCAAUUAUUGCUUCUAUACUGGCAAUCAGUAUUGGUACAGUACCAUUUUUAAAGCACUUCAUCCUCACAGAUGAUGCUUCACUCUUCUUCUUCACUGACAGCUGCCUCAUUCUUGGGGAAGCCAUGAUUCCAUGUAUUUUGCUCGCUUUGGGUGGUAAUCUUGUUGAUGGUCCAGGUGCAGGGAGUAAAAAGCUUGGAUUCCGAACAACCGCUGCCAUCAUAUUUGGUCGUCUGGUCUUGGUUCCUCCAGCAGGGCUUGGAAUUGUCACUUUGGCUGACAAGCUUGGCUUCAUCCCCAAGGGUGACAAGAUGUUCAAAUUUGUUCUUCUACUGCAGCAUUCAAUGCCCACUUCUGUGCUAUCUGGUGCAGUGGCCAAUUUACGAGGCUGCGGGAAGGAAGCAGCCGCCGUUCUAUUUUGGGUCCACAUUUUUGCUGUUUUCUCCAUGGCUGGAUGGAUUGUUCUUUAUCUAGGCAUACUUUUCUAAAAGGCCUAACUUUCUCCACGUCUCUCUAGUUGAUUGUUGGAUAAAUAUUUAUUUGGACAGAGUAAAAGCUGUAUCGAUAAAUAGACAGUCCGGCAAAGGCUGGUGAUCGUGCGGUAGGUGAUAUUAUUUUGCUACAAUUAUUGCCAUGCAUGCGACCUCGGUGCACAUCAUAGAUGUGGGAAAAGUUGUCGCUACGGCUAUCUGGUUGAGUCCUGUGAAGAGGCACCUGUCCAUUGGAGGACCCAGUUCAGAUCUAGGCUGGUAGAGCAACCGAUAAAGCUCAUGGUCUGUGGAACGAGUAGAGGCUGCUGGCUUGAGUUAGAGCAGCUACGCAAUAACGGUAUUUCGGUCGGCAUAUGGUUUCGGCAUGUAAUUGAAAACAAACAAUUAGGACAAUAAUUUUUUGUUCGGGAAGUAUGUUUUGUGAUCAUUGUUAUAUUUUAAUGAUGUUGCAUCCAUUGAAGCUCUUC
Messenger RNA from Elaeis guineensis (African oil palm), 2382 nucleotides. The record is from RefSeq and is a predicted model, not a curated record. NCBI's taxonomy places the organism in Eukaryota, Viridiplantae, Streptophyta, Magnoliopsida, Arecales, Arecaceae.